Ictalurus furcatus (blue catfish) is the source of this 1728-nucleotide messenger RNA. Its product is annotated as CMRF35-like molecule 8. The transcript has 4 exons. The record is from RefSeq and is a predicted model, not a curated record. The coding region runs from base 1 to 687 and encodes 228 amino acids. NCBI's taxonomy places the organism in Eukaryota, Metazoa, Chordata, Actinopteri, Siluriformes, Ictaluridae.
AUGGGGAAAUUCUCCCUGUAUGAUGACAGAGAAACACAAAUGUUGACUGUGAGUAUUAGAAAUGUAACUGAGCAGGACUCUGGUGAAUACUGGUGUGGAGCUGAAGCAGCCUGGACAUCUGAUCAUGGAUACAAGGUUUAUUUCACACAGAUCGACCUGACAGUUACUGAUCCACAUGUCCCAGUUUCAACCUCGAUAUCAACACAACCUUCAUCAUCAUCAUCAUCAUCCUCAUCAUCAUCAUCACCAUCAUCAUCAUCCUCUUCUGAGUCUACUCCAGCUUCUCCUCCAGCAGGAUUUCCAGCUUCCACUGUGAUCACUGUGUCUGUAAUUCUGCUGCUGCUUCUGAUUGGAAUCAUAUUCCUCUUUGUGAUUCUACAUAAGAAAUGCAGGAUACAAGCAGGUACAGCUUCUAUUGGUGAGAGUUCUGUCCAAGGCUCAGGAAACGACCAAGAGGUAACUGUCUUCAUCAGUGUGUGUGUUCAGUACCACAAUUUACUGUCUUUGAAAAUCCAUGAAAACAUUUAUAUGUGUUGUUUCUGUUUCUCUGUGCUUACUGUCUUUGAUUAUGAGGAGGUUAAAGACACCAGACGCCGGUCUGCCUCAGACGCUGGAAAAAUUUACUGCAAUGUUCAACUAGCCACAAUCCCCUCUGAUCCUCCUCAAAAUGUUUAUGCCAACAUGUAGUUGAAAUGUUUACUCUACUCCUCAAUUACCCACAAUCCCUCCUGAUCAGGAAAUCUACUCCACAGCUCAGUUACCCACAAGUCUCUCUGAUUCCUGAGUCAGUGCUGAUCAGCAGUUAGUUGAGGAAUCUGCUGAAGGCCUGAAUUAUUGGCUAGGUUAUAAUAAUUAGGUCUCCAAGCAUCACCAUCAUCAUCGUCAUCAUCAUCAUCAUCAUUCCACAUGUCCAUUCAUCCCAGUCAGUAUUUUUCAUCUUCAGUAACUGUGUCCUGGUCAGGUUUGUAGUAGAUCUGGAGCCUCGGGAACACUGGACGUGAGGCAGGAAUACACCCUGGGAGGAACACCAGUCCAUCGUAGCUUCUGGUAUUUUCUCUAAUUUUACAAUAAGUGCAGAUUGUGAUUUUUCUUUAAUAUGAUCACUGCUUGUGGCUAUAUUCAUCUUUGUAUUUUCAUCCAUUUUGAAUAGCUAUAUGAACGUAUGGUAUGUACUGAGUGUGGUGUGUAUUGUAUGUGUGGACUAUGGUAUGUUUGGAAAGAAAAGCAGUAUGUAUUAAUAUAUGGAGAAAGGUAUGCAUUGUACUGUAUAUAGGAGUAUGAUUUUAAAUAGUAUCUUUACAGAGAGUGAGUGCUAGAAGAAAGAGAGAAGUGGAGACAUUCGUCUUAUCUUAACCCCAAAGUCUCAAAAUCAGCUUGACCCACUCACUUCACUUUCACUUCACUUUUUUUUCACGUUGUUGUUCAUUUUUACUUUGUCUUAUAGUGACCACACUCAUUAUUACUGCUCUGCGUACUUAUAUCAGCCAUCCUCAUGCCCUCUGUUUCAUAAUCAAGAAUUCUGUCGUGUAUGCUUAUUCAGAUAAAAGCACAAAGUGUAUUUUUGCCAUUUAAAUGAUUUUUUUUAUGUUUAAUUCAUUAUGGACUGUUCACUUUUGAUGUUAUCAGCAGGAUGUUAUGCAAUAAAUAAACUUUCUCAAGUGCAUAGUAUUGUUCCUAAGCAGGAAGUUAUCAUCUCAGGCCAGUAUUUACACCAAUAUAUAAGAUUAU